Messenger RNA from Dermacentor albipictus, 3326 nucleotides. RefSeq names its product kinesin-like protein KIFC1. The record is from RefSeq and is a predicted model, not a curated record. Gene Ontology annotation, molecular function: ATP binding; microtubule motor activity; microtubule binding. NCBI's taxonomy places the organism in Eukaryota, Metazoa, Arthropoda, Arachnida, Ixodida, Ixodidae. Gene Ontology annotation, biological process: microtubule-based movement.
UAAAUUAUAUUUUUAUAACAAACUGUUAAUGUGAAUGCCCCAUAGUUACUACAAAUACAGCGCUUACAUAAAUUUUUCAACUGAAAACACGGCUCUCACAGCGAGAGAACGGUGAACCAAUUCACCCAAUCGUAACAGCGCGAGUGUUAACGUAACGAUCACGUGACAAGGCGCGUCUAACAACGGUGGCAGAAUUUAAAAGUGCAUGGGUUCGUGUUGUCAGCUCCGAAUUCUGUUGAGUUUCGUGUGACUCACAAAAUUCGUUGUUUUGGCUGUGUGCCCCGCAACAUUCUCUGUUUUUAUGAAUAGACGUCGUUGGUCUGCAGCGAAAUGAGCCAGCGUGAGACAAUGGACUGACCAAAAAUGACGUGCAAGGGCUAAUCCAGCAUUCAUCAGAAUGCACACAAAUAUGCGAAUUCCCUGCCUGGUGUUUCAAGCCGCACGGCAGGAUCAACACGCAAGCUGCGCUCGCCCACCAAGCGGCCAGCUGUGCCGGGCUUCGGUGGGCUUCGAAGAAGUGUCAGCACUACUGCCAUCAAAGAAAACCAGCGGGUCGGUGUUGCUGACCAACCCAAGAGGGCACGUCCUGGUGCAGCCAUGCCAGCGCCACUCGGCAGGUUGCAUCGGAAUGUCGCUAACUCUGCUCUCAACCUGGCAAGUGGAACCGCCAAUGGUGCACGGCCAAAAGGCGCAGCCACCAGUGGGGCACUGGCACCGUCCGCAGCAGGCAAGCGUAAGCCCUGGGAUCUGCAGGGCCGUCUACACGACCUUGAGGAGCGUAUGAAGAGCGUGACGGGCGAGAAGGAGCAGCUCAGCCAGCAGAGCACCAGCCGGCUGCAAGAGCUCGAGAAAAUCAAUGUUGAGCUUCAGGCCGAGCGGAACAAGAAUGCACAGCUGACCACAAGGGUCUGCGAACUCGAGUCUGCGCUCAGCUCGUCGGAGGCCGGAAAGCAGUCGGCCUGUGCGGAGAGGGACUCCUUGUCCCUGCAGCUGCGUUCAGCUACGCAGCAGGUGGCCACUCUGGAGCGAUCUCUCGCCGAUGCCACAGGAGCGCUCGCUGGUCUUCGAUGCGAGCGUACUGCCCUCAUGGCACAGCUGGAGUCCCUCGAGUCCCAGCGAUCAACGCUGGAAGCCGAGAGGGCACGGCUGGAGUCGUCCGUUCAUGAGCUCCGUGCCAGAGUGGCAGAGCAGGAGGAGCAGAUCAACGCCGCGGAGCUGGACCGCCGCAAGUUACACAACACCCUGCAGGAGCUCAAGGGCAACAUCAGAGUCUUCUGCCGCCUUCGUCCGCUGCUGCCGUCGGAGGCUGCUCCGCAGCAGCCAUUUUUGUUGCUGCCAGAUGACCGGACUGUCGAGGUGAUGCGGACAGACCCGGAGACGCAGCGGCAGACGGCUCUGACGUUUAGCUUUGAUCGAGUCUUCCCCGGUGUGGCCAGCCAGGGCGAGGUGUUCGCCGAGGUGUCGCAGCUGGUGCAGAGUGCCCUGGAUGGCUACCAUGUGUGCAUAUUCGCAUACGGCCAGACGGGGGCCGGGAAGACACACACCAUGGAGGGUCCCGCGGGCGAGCUUGCGCUCGAGGACGAACGGCGAGGCCUGAUUCCUCGUGCCCUUCACCAGGUCUUCGAGGAGACGUUGAAGCAGCCACACUGGACGUACACAAUGGUGGCCAGCUUCAUUGAAGUGUACAAUGAGACCCUGCGGGACCUGUUGGUGCCUCCAUCCCAGCUGCAGGCAUCUACACCGCUGCAGCUCAAGAUGGUACGCAAGGAUGGCCCCGUCGCUGUUGCUAACCUCACCGAGGUCGCCGUCACAUCAGCUGAGCAGAUCAGCCAGCUGCUACGGCGUGCACGAAAGAACCGUGCAGUGGCGGCUACCAAGUGUAACGAGCGGUCAUCUAGGUCGCACUCAGUGUUCCGGCUCGACAUCGUCGGCCACAAUAGCCACAGUGGCCUGGGUUGCCGGGGGCGGCUGAACUUGGUGGACUUGGCUGGCAGUGAGCGUCUGUCUGAGUCCCAGUCAGAAGGGGCGCGCCUACGAGAGGCGCAAAACAUAAAUCGAUCACUUGCCAACCUCGGCAAUGUCAUCCUGGCCUUGUCGAACCGGGCUGACCAUGUGCCAUACCGGAACUCUAAGCUGACGCACUUGCUGAUGGACAGCCUGGGUGGCAAUAGCAAGACAUUGAUGCUCCUCAACGUUUCGCCACGUGAAGAGAAUAUUAAUGAGACAAUCAACUCGCUCCGCUUUGCCACCAAGGUAAACCAGUGUCACAUCGGGACUGCAAGGAAAAACUUGUAAAAAGAAAGAACCAACAAGGCGGUCAAGAUAAACAUGAGCAAAUUUCUGCUGCCCCAACCUUCAUUACUUGCUUUUAAAUUUUGUAACUUCAUGCUCUGCAUCAUGAAUUUUAACGGCCUUUCUAACUUUUAUAACUUGAUGCUCUGCAUCAUGAAUUUUAAUGAUUGCAUACUGGUUUUUAAUGACAGUGCAAUAAUUUGCACAUACUAUAAAAAAAAAAUGUGAUGUGCACUGCCAUGAUUCAGAGAUAUGGCGCUAGAAAUGGGGUGUGUGCACUUUGCAUUUAAUAGCUUCGUUCAUAUGAGAUUUGUGUGUUCAGCAUGGAAAGGAAUACAUUGCCUGCCACCUAGCGUGUGACAUUGCUGAGCAGCUUGGCCGCACGCAAUUUACCGUUAACUUGUAGCUCAAGACCAUGGGGAAACUGUCUAUAAAUGAUGGCUGCGUGAGGAGUAGAUAUAUUGCAGUAAUGGAUAAUACCCUGGUUAGCCGUUCAUGGUGUCUUGCUAUUACAGAACUAUUGUGUACAGUUUGUCUUUGCUUUCCUUUUGCCCGCGUUUUAUAGGCAUGCAAGCAUUCAAAUUGCUGCUGUCUCACGGGCUGCAAGAUAUCUAGGCUUUUGCAUUUCAUGAGGGCAUGAACAGCGACUUGUCAUGUACAAUGUAAAAAUUCCUCGAAGUGUGUGUUUUAACAUGGUAUACAUGUUAUACUGACAAUAACAUAAAACCUUUUGCUGUGACACUGCACAAUACCCUGAAAGUGGGUUGCAAAGUGGCACACCAUACUAGCCUCUUCUUUGGGCACAACAGCCGGCAGUUUGUGUUCCAUUUUGGUUGUCGGGCCACGUUGGCGAUUUCCAACAAAUGUGUCGGCGAACAACUUGUGUCAUUUGUAGAAGCUUAGAUCUGCCCUCCAAUGGCACUGGGGCUGCUGCCCCUUUGUGAAGAAUUUUUUACCUUUGUUUUAUCGUGGAAAAUUUUUAAUGUGGACUGGAUUAAAACUUCCUGGCCUAGUUCACCGCGUGGCUAAUUAUG